Molecule: messenger RNA, 7623 nt
Organism: Myripristis murdjan (pinecone soldierfish)
Lineage: Eukaryota; Metazoa; Chordata; Actinopteri; Holocentriformes; Holocentridae
Gene: ncoa6
Product: nuclear receptor coactivator 6
Exons: 17
Coding region: 149-7270 (2373 amino acids)
Biological process (GO): positive regulation of transcription by RNA polymerase II
Cellular component (GO): histone methyltransferase complex; nucleus; transcription regulator complex
Source: RefSeq, a predicted model, not a curated record
UCUAGUUACCUUGACGCCGUUGGUCCCCUGUGAUUCAUGUUUUGUUAGCUCACAGCUAGCAGAUGUCGAAUCGUUGCACUUAUUUUCAGAUCAAUAUGUUUGCAUAAACGGUUAAUAGCUGGGCCGCCACUCCUAAUACGAGGGGAGGAUGGCACAUCAACAUACCCCACCUCAUCUGUCCCAGGGGACAGAGUUACUGGAUGCAUACAGUGAUUCCGACAGGGACUCCGGAGUUGGAGAUGACGCAGGAGAGGAUGCUGACAGUUGUCACGGAAGCACAGUUACACACGAGGAACGCGUUGACAAGCAAGAUGGCAAAGAAGAAAGCAGUGGGGAAGGGGAAGAUUUUACAAUUUAUGUUGCAUUUCAAGGAAACAUGGACGAUGAAGACUUUACGGAAAAACUUAACACUGUCCUCAGUGGUAUACCAAACAUACUUGAUAUGGGCUCAGAGAAGCUGCAGCCUCAGCAUGUGGAGCCAUGGAACAGUGUACGUGUUACCUUCAAUAUUCCCCGUGAUGCUGCUGAGCGGCUCAGACUGUUGGCCCAAAACAACCAACAGCAGCUCAGAGACCUGGGCAUUCUCUCUGUCCAGAUAGAAGGGGAAGGUGCCAUUAAUGUGGCCAUGGGACCAAGUAGAGGACAAGAGGUCAGAGUGAAUGGACCAAUUGGAGCACCUGGCCAGAUGAGAAUGGAAGUUGGUUUUCCAGGUCAACCUGGUCCAGGAGGCGUCAGGAUGGCCAACCCAUCAAUGGUUCCUCCUGGUCCUAGCAUGGCAGGUCAGGCUAUGGUCCCAGGCAGCAGUGGACAGAUGCACCCUCGAGUUCCAAGACCGUCUUCUCAGACAGAUGUGAUGGACCCAAUGAUGUCAGCUAUGUCUGUUCAGCAGCAGCAACAACUUCAGCACCAACAGACUGGCCCCCAUGGCUCAGGCCCUAUGCCCCCCCAGGCUGCCCAUCACAUGCAGGCUCUGCAGGCUGGGAGACAGCUCAACCCUGCAGCACUGCAGCAGCUCCAGCAACAGCAUCACCAACAGCAGCAGGCCCAGCAGCAAGCUCAGCUCUCCCAGCUUGGAUCUAGACCUCCAUUCAACCCAUCUGGCCAGAUGGCUGUGCCGCCUAGCUGGAACCAGUUACCUUCUGGGGUCCUCCAGCCUCCAGCUGCCCAAGGAGGCCCUGCCUGGAGGAAGCCCCCACCCCAACCCCAAAUGGGCCAACGACCACCCUCCCUUGCUACGGUUCAGACUCCCAGCCACCCACCACCCCCUUACCCAUUUGGCAGCCAGCAGGCUGGGCAAGUAUUCAAUACCAUGGGACAGGGACAGAUACAGCAGCAGACUGGAAUGGGUCAGUUUGCAGCUCCCCAGCCUAAAGGCCCUCAGGCUGGGCCUGGUGGUGUAGCAGGACCACCCAGACCCCCUCCGCCCCUUCCACCAACCUCUGGGCCACAGGGCAACCUCACUGCCAAAUCCCCUGGUUCCUCCUCAUCCCCUUUCCAGCAGGGUUCACCUGGGACCCCACCCAUGAUGGCCCAACGACCUACAACUCCACAGGGCUUCCCUCAAGGUGUGGGGUCACCAGGAAGAGCAGCACUUGGACAGCAGGGAAGCAUGCAACAAGGAUUCAUGGGAAUGCCCCAGCAUGGACAAGCAGGGGCCCAAGUGCAUCCAGGCAUGCCUAAGCGCCCGAUGGGCUUUCCAAACAUGCCAGGAAACCAGAACUUUGUCCAAGGUCAGGUGAGUGCCAGUACUCCAGGAACCCCUGGUGGAGGAGCCAGUCAGCAGCUACAGAGCAGCCAAGCGAUGACACACACAGGAGCUCAGCCAUCAGCCUCCACGCCAAACACAUUGCAGGGUCCACCCCAUGUCCAAUCCAACAUUAUGGGUGUUCAAAGUGGCAUGGCAGGUCAGCCCCCUGGUACAACUGCUGGGCCGAGUAUGGGCCAGCCGCAGUCUGGCCUCCAGACCCAGAUGAUGGGCCUCCAGCAUCAGGCCCAGCCCGUGUCCUCCUCCCCCAGCCAGAUGGUUCAAGGCCAGGGGGGAGGUCAGACUGUCCUCUCCAGGCCCCUCAGUCAAGGGCAGAGAGGAGGGAUGACCCCCCCCAAGCAGAUGAUGCCUCAGCAAGGCCAGGGGGUGAUGCAUGGGCAGGGUCAGAUGGUUGGAGGCCAAGGGCAUCAGGCCAUGCUCCUGCAACAGCAGCAGCACCAACAACAGCAGCAACAGCAGCAACAAAACUCCAUGAUGGAACAAAUGGUUGCCAACCAGAUACAAGGCAACAAGCAGGCAUUUGGGGGCAAGGUUCCAGCUGGGGUCAUGCCAGGCCAGAUGAUGCGUGGCCCCUCUCCAAAUGUUCCAGGUAACAUGGUUCAGUUUCAGGCCCAGGUUGGCCCGCAGCAGCAACAGAUGACCCCACAGCAGCAGCAGCAGCAAAUGGCUCAGCUCCAACAACAGCAGUUACAGCAACAACAGCACCAACUACAGCAGCAGCAACUACAGCAGCAACAACAGCAACAACAGCAACAACACCAACAGAUGAGCCAGCAGCAGCCCCAGCAGGUUCCCAUGGCUGGAAAUCCUAACCAAGCUAUUGGCAUGCAUGGACAGCAGUUGAGGCUCCCUGCUGGUCAUCCUCUUGUCCAACAACAGUUACAACAGCAGCAGCUACAACAGCAACAGAAACAACAGCAACAGGCCAUGUUGCAGCAACAGCAACAACAGGCUGCUCAACAACACUCACAUCCUUUGGGAGACCCCAGUGGUGGAACAGGGGACAUGGGGGUUCAACAGAUGCUCCCUGAUAUGCAGGCUCAGCAGCAGCAAGGAAUGAUGGGGGGUCCACAGCACAUGCAGGUGGGCAAUGGCCAUUUCACAGGGCAUGGUAUGAACUUUAAUUCUCAGUUCCCAGGUCAGAUGCCAAUGGGGGGACCCUGUGGACAGUCAGGUGGUUUCCCUGUCAACAAGGAUGUAACACUUACUAGUCCACUGCUGGUCAACCUGCUACAGAGUGAUAUCUCAGCCAGCCAGUUUGGCCCAGGGGGAAAGCAGGGAACAGGGGGGAACAACCAGGCCAAACCCAAAAAGAAGAAACCACCACGAAAGAAGAAGCCAAAAAUGGGAGAGGGACAACAACAAGUAGAGGGUCUUGGUGGUUUAGAUGUGUCUGCUGGUUUGGAGGAUUCUGAACUGCCAAGUCUCGGUGGAGAACAGAGUUUGGGCAUAGACAAUUCAGGCCCAAAACUCCCUGAUUUUGCCAACAGGCCUGCAGGCUUCCCUGGCCAAUCUGGAGACCAGCGAGUAUUGCAGCAGGUGCCCAUGCAGUUUAUGCAACAGCAACAGCAACAACAUCAGCAGCAGCAGCAGCAGCAGCAGCAACAACAACAAAUGCAGCACAUGCAACAACAGCAGAUACAGCAACAGCAAAUGCAGCAGCAGCAGCAGCAGCAGCAACAAAUGCAACAACAAAUGCAGCAGCAGCAAAUGCAGCAGCAGCAGCAAUUACAACAACAACAGCAGAUGCAGCAACAGCAGCAAAUGCAACAGAUGCAAAUGCAGGGGCUUCAGAAUGCUCAAGGGCAGCAGGGGUUGACAGGGCCUCAGCCUCCAGGGCAAGGCCAGCCUCAGAUGCACCCUCACCAGUUGCAGCAGCAACAACAACAGCAGCAGCAGCAAGCUCAGCAACCACACCUGCAACAGCAGCAACAGCAGCAGAUGAUGAUGAUGCUGAAGAUGCAACAGGAGCAGGCUAAGAAUCGCAUGUCCAUCCCUCCAGGAGGGCAGCUGCCCCCUAGGGGUAUGGUGAACUCACCAGAGGCACAGCGGCUGCCUGUCUCCCAACAAGGCAAUAUGCCUGUUAUGAUCAGCCUUCAAGGACAUGGAGGAGUACCACCCUCACCUGACAAAGCUCGAGGGAUGCCCCUCAUGGUCAACCCACAGCUUGCAGGAGCAACACGGAGAAUGUCCCAUCCUGAUGUAGGGCAGGGUUCUCAGGGCCCGGGAUCUGAAGAGGCACCUGCAGGCACCCACACCAUGCAGGACAGGCCUGGAGGGCCAGAAAUGGGGGUGCAGCCUGGAAACGGAGCCCAACAGAUAAUGACCAAUCAGGGCUCCAACACUCACAUGAUGAAGCAGGGCCCUGGCCCGUCACCCAUGCCCCAGCAUCCUGGAGCCAGUCCCCAACAACAGCUACCCACUCAGCCUCAACAAGGAGGCCCCAUGCCUGGCCUUCAUUUCCCAAAUGUCCCCACAACUUCACAGAGUUCCAGGCCCAAAACGCCCAACCGAGCCAGCCCCAGGCCAUACCAUCAUCCUCUCACCCCAACUAAUCGUCCACCGAGCACAGAGCCGUCAGAGAUAAACCUAUCCCCUGAGAGGCUAAAUGCCUCCAUUGCAGGGCUGUUUCCUCCCAAAAUCAACAUUCCUUUGCCUCCAAGGCAGCCUAACCUAAACAGGGGUUUUGACCAGCAGGGUCUUAAUCCGACAACUUUGAAAGCUAUUGGGCAGGCUCCUCCUAGCUUAACUCUACCAGGCAGUAACAGCAAUGGCAGUGCUGGUGGAAAUAACACUAACAACGGUCAGCAGCCUUUCUCAACUGGCAGUGGAGCAGCAGGUGGAGGAAAUAAACAGGACAAGCAGUCUGGAGGGCAGGGUAAGAGGGCAAGUCCCAGUAACAGUCGGAGAUCCAGUCCAGCCUCAAGCCGCAAGUCAGCCACCCCAAGCCCAGGAAGGCAGAAGGGGACAAAACUAGCCCUCAACUGCCCUCCCCACCAGCAGCAGAUGGUCAAUCCUCCGGGGCAGACCAUGAUGCUAAGCCCUGCCUCAGUCCCCCCAAGUCCAGUAUCUUUGCCCUCACAAGUAAGUUUGGGCAUGGAGACACAGCCAACCCAGAGUUCUUUCCACAGCAUGCAGGCUAACACUAGUGAGGGAAUCAGGGAAGGUCAGGGGAUGUUGGCAGCAGAGCAUCGACAGUUGCCUCAGCCACAACCCCAGCCUUUGAGGGAGCUAUCAGCUCCCAGAAUGGCAAGUCCUCGUGUCCCCUCACAAGACACCAAACCUUGUUUAGAGCUGCAGGCUGGGGCAGUUGAAAGGCAGCCAACAAACCCAGUACCCGUGCAGGACUCGGAAGCCUUACCUGCUCUAAGGGAGGCUCCAACCUCCCUGAACCAGUUACUUGAUAACACAAAUACCCCCAACAUACAUCUCCGGCCUACACAGAGUGCUUCAACCAGAGAUGUUGUGGGAAAGGAGAGCCCUAAACCUGCAUUAGAUCCAGAGAAACCACCCCCCAGUAAUUCCCACAUCUCAGAUGUGCCAGGCCCCAUUGUUGCCACUGCUGCUAUGAGCGAAUUAGAAGUUAAACCGAAGCCCACUAUUCCAGUCUCCACCAGCAGUCCUAACUUGCAGCCCCCUGCAAUUCCCAGCUUGCACCCCAGCACUACCAUGAACCCAAACCUUAACCCAAACCCUAUCUCUGCUCCUAGUGUGAACCCUACUCCAAAUUUAAACCCAGCUUCUACCCCUGGUCCCACCCUCAACCCCAACACUAAUACCACCCUCAGUGUAAGCCCCAACCCAGUCACUUCCAAUCAGAGCAGUCCUGCACCAUCUGUCAGUACCAGCUCUAACCACACCUCUGCUAGCAGUUCCAAACCAAGCCCCAGUCCUAAACCUGUCACAAGCAUUCACUCAGUCAUACAGAUUCCCGCUUCAUCCAGCACCAUUUCUCCCAGCCAGAUCACUGUGUUUGUCACCUCUAACCCCAUCACAUCUGCCUCCACCCCCCAGGCACAGCCAUCCAUGGUCUCCACUAUGGUGGCUGUCCCCAACAAGAACAUCAGGCCUCAGGAUAUCCGACAGCAGACCCCCAUCUCCCGCCCCCCUCAGUUCAUCACAACCCCUGUAUUUAUCAACCCCAUUUUCCAGGUCCCUGGUGCUUCUGUGACUCCCAACACAACAGUGGUAUCACAGUCAGUCACCAUGGUGGGGCCUAUCCAAGUGUCCACUACAAAUAUCCAACUUUCUCCAGCCCCAGGCUCCACCCAACCCUCAGUGGCUAAUAUUACCAGCACUCAGCCUGCCAGAACAGUUGUUGGACAGGUCCAGUUAGGCACCAGUAUGUCCUCAGCAACCCCAGCUGGUACUCUUCCUGCUCCUCAGCAGAUAAACCCAGGGGCUCUCAAAACAGAAAACCUAAGUGAAGUAGUUCCUGCUCAGAAAUCUAGUCCCCCAGUCAGUCAGCCAUCUCCCCAUCCAAGCCCUUCUUCUGCAUCAUCUCCCUUUCAACUACCCCUAGCUUCCCCUCCACCCUGCUCUAGUCCUGGUGCUGCAGCCACCAUCCGAAAGAGCCCCAUGUCUCCAUCAUCUGCUGCCCAGGUUAAAAGUAAGCCUGUGCAGGCUGCUGCACCAGCGCCUAGUACAACUGAUUCUCAACAAAGCCCUGAGGACAGGCCUCUGCAGUCAGGGCCUGGUCCUGGGACUGGGACUGUGCCUCUACAGGCCUCCCUUCAUCCUCCUGCCAGCCCCGUUGUUCAGAUUGAAGCACCUGCACCCAAGACAGCUGCUGUUCCAAAAAUCCUCACUCCACCUCCUGUCUCCUCUCCAGCCCCACCUGCUGCCCAAGUUGCUGUCCCUUCUCAGAUUGCUACCCAGGCUCCAACUCCUCCUCCAGCUUCAGUCUCAAGCCCAGCCAAGGCUGCAACCCCUCAGCCUCCUGUUGUUACUGUUGUCGCUACCACCGUUGCCUCCUCUGCUACCUCACUCUCUCCCCUUGCUCCUGUACAAAGUCCUGUACCAUCCAUUGUUCCCAUUGUUGCCGUCCCAGGACCUACUCAAGAUUUUCCCCCAGCCACGUCCUCCCCAGCUACUAACCCCAGCGGAACUCCACCAGCCCAGUCUGACCCCACAGCUGUGGAACCUCCCAUUCAGUCAGCCACAGCAUCUACUGAAACCACACUUAGCAGCCCAGUACCGAUUCAGCAAGAAGUUACUCAGUCACAGGAGCCUGUUGCCAGUGAGAAGACAAAUGAAGAGGUCUCGGCAGUUUCUGAGCAGGGAUGGGCAAAGAAAAGAAAGACGCCCAUCAACUUAGUCCCAAGAGCUGCUGUAGAGAAGCCCAAGGGACCGAGCAGACGAAGCUCCCGGGCAGAGAAGGAGGUGGAGGAAGAGCCAGUGGCAGACAGCGGGAUGAGGAAGAGAUCGGCCAGGCCUGGAACCAGUGCUGCUGCAAAAGAAACUGGAGCCAGCCCCACCCAGGCCAAAAGAAGGAAGUCUAAGUAGGCUAAGCCACAGUCGUGGACACCUGUGAACUGUACUGUAAAUGUCCUUUUUUCUCUGUGAAUCAUUUGAUAUCGGUUUCUCUGUCCCAAAUUAUGAAUUUUCAGCAGAGAAGCAAACCAUGUACAGAUUGUUUUUAGAAGAAUUAUGUUGUUGUUUUGUCCCUGCUAUUAUGUGAGAUUGUAGGUAGAGUGUGUGCAUAUCUGUUUGCGUGAAUGUGCUUUUGUUUUUGUUUUUGUUUGUUUUGUUUUUUAAAACGCUGGAUUAAUCAUGUGAAGAAAUAAUGGAGCUUGUCAUUAUUGUAUAAUUAUGUUGUAAAACCUAAUUAAAUUUUCUACUGCUUUUGUCCUGUGAAA